GGACCAACUCCAGCGCUAAGACCGGACUCUAAACCUCCUUUUCUUCCUGUUUGCUCCGGGUCCAUGCUCCCUCCUCUCCUGGGAGAAGUAGGACCCGCAUAUGUAAUGGUAGGGGGCUGCUGAGCCCGGAGCACGGAAAGAUCCGGAAAUUCUCUUUGCAACCGCACGCGGAGAGCCGCGACGACAAAUACUCGGUCAGAAUCCCCAGCAGAGCUCAAACGCAGCAAAUCUUGUAGUUCUCUGAGCACCUCAUCGGCGAUGGAUUUCCCCGACCAGAACCUCGACUUGUUCGGGGAGGAGGAGGAGUACGAGGACAACGACCGCAGGAGCGCCGGCGACGGGACCCCCCGCCAAUCCUCUUCCUCUUCUUCGUCGGCGAGGUCGUCCUCGUCGGCAAGGUCGUCCUCUUCGGCAAGGUCGUCCUCUUCCUCGAGCGGGUCCUCGUCCGACGGUGGGGGCGGCGGAGGUGGAGGCGGUGGCGGUGGCGGCGGAGGUGGUGGCGGCGGAGGAGGACGAGAGUCCAGCAGCGCCAGUGGGAGCGCGAGCAGCGGCGAGGAAGGCAAUGAACCAGACGACGCCAACAACUACAACAGCAGUACUUACAGCAGUAGAGUUGAGAGCUACUUUAACUCCGAGGAGGAGGAGGAGGAGGAGGUGGAGGAGGAUGAGAGGGAGAAUGAUCUCUUCGGGUCGGAUAACGAGGACUACUGCAAAACCCUUGCCAUCAGCCCUUACCCCAUUCCCGUUCUGCCACCUAUUCGCAGCACUAACAACCAUGCCAGAGGGACAUUUGGCCGUGGCCGUUGGAACUCAGGGCAUCCGAAUGAUAGAGGGGCAGGCAUCCUUCCUCGACCUGGUCCUUACCCUCAGAGGCAAAACUUCGGAUAUGGGCCAAAGUUUUCUAAUGGUCAUCGUGAUGAGCGCUUUGUUUCUGAGCUCAAGUUCUCAAAGAGCGAGGAAACAUUAUCAAGAAAGUGUAUAGCAUUUCAGGAGCCAUGUGAACUUGCUUGCUAUAGCCGGGCAGAAGAUGGAGAUGUCUUCUUCGAUGAUAGGAGCUUGAGGCAAUUUAAAAGACUAAUUACAGAAGAUGUGGGUGCAGACCUGAAUGAAGGGUAUGACACAUUUAUUCAGAAAAAGGACUUGGCUUCUGAAGGUUAUGGAGGUCUUCUUGCUUGCAUAAGAGACAAAAAAAUCCCACUUCAGAACAUGCAUUUUGUGACAUAUCGCAACAACCUUAAUAAGAUACUAGCAACUGCCUAUAUCCGGCAUGAACCUUGGGAAAUGGGUGUCCAUAAAAGAAAUGGAACAAUAUAUCUUGAUGUACAUAAGCUUCCAGAGAGACCGCAGAGUGACUUAGACCGCAGAAGAUGUUACUGGGGAUAUUGCUUUGAGGCCCUUGCCACUGAGAAUGCAGAAAGAGCUUACGGUGAAAGGAUACACCAUGUUGAUGCAAAUGUCGAGUACUGCUCUGUGAUUAAGACCAAAUUGGGUGCUCACCGAAUUCUGAUGGGAGCUGAGAUGGAUUGCUGCGAUUGGACAGAUGAUGGCCGGAGGUUUUACAUCGAGUUAAAGACUAGUCGCGAGUUGGAUUAUCAUACCGAGGAAAGGUUUGAAAGAGACAAGCUGCUCAAGUUUUGGAUUCAAUCCUUCCUAGCAGGUGUUCCAUACAUUGUUAUCGGAUUCAGAGAUGAUGCUGGGCGACUAGUUCGAACAGAGAGAUUGAGAACUAAAGAUAUCACUCAGAGAGUGAAAAUGAAGAACUAUUGGCAGGGAGGGGUCUGUCUAGCAUUUGCAGACGAGGUCUUGUGCUGGCUCUACGGGACAGUCAAAGAGAAUGAAGAUUACAUACUUCAGUUUGCUCCCCCUUUCACUCGGUUGGAGCUUCUUCAGGCCCAAUCCUGCCCCGAUACCAUAACAUCUCAUGUCGAGCAGUUGUGACAUCACGAGCAGGUUCCUUUCUUCAUCCAACCAUCAAUUGCGUAAGAUGAGAGAAUAGAUUUACAUGUAAUCUGCCAGUAAAAUAAUUCUUCUGGCCUUGACAGCUUCGGCUGUAACAUUCAAUACGCAGUUAGGAAGCAUGAACUGCUCAACACAACUUGCUCAUCAAUGUUUCCACUACGACUACGACGCUGCCUCCUCUCUACUUCAGAAUGAGAAUUUGAGCGAAAAGAAUUUGUAAAUCAAGAAUUGAUUGCAAAUUGUCUUCGGCGUGCGGAUUCUUUGAUGCUUUGAGCAAAUGUGCCUAGGGCCUACAGAGAAUAUGUCCCAUGUAAAAGAAAAUAGUUUCCUUAUUUUCCUCACACUUCAGCAGGACAUUAUAAUAAUUAAUGAUAAAAAAAAACAAAAGAUAAAAUAAAA
This is a messenger RNA of Punica granatum (pomegranate), 2358 nucleotides long. Lineage: Eukaryota; Viridiplantae; Streptophyta; Magnoliopsida; Myrtales; Lythraceae. The record is from RefSeq and is a predicted model, not a curated record.